CCUCCCUGCCUUCUGUUCCGGUUCUCGGCCAUUGGCUGCCUUUCAGUGAGUCUCUCUGCCAUUAGGACCCUGCUGGACGCGGAUUAGGAGGAGAACAGAGAGAGAGAGACGACGGCGACAGCCAUUCCCUCCCGGAGCCUGUUCUGCUUUGGCGGCGCAGAAUUCGCACUCAGGACUCGCGCCUCCAAGGCAGGUGGAAAGGGCACCUCUUGUCAGGGAAGGAAGGGGAAGCUGGGCUCCUCAAGCCGACUCAGGAGGGAGACGGGGAAAGGCAGCAACAACAAUAACAACAACAAGGAGCAGGUUUCCUAGAAGCAGGAGCAAGGCGUCUGGAGGCCUGGAGUCAUCUGGUUUAAUUCAGAAUUAAAAAGGAAAGUCGGUCUGGCAGACUCUGCAGGGCCUGUGCGUUAUUCUGGAGUUCUCUGGCUGUCUGGGAAUCUCUGGGAUAAUCCUUCUAACUAAAUAACAAGGCAUCUGGCAUCCUUUCAUAUGGUACCUACUCUAGGCUUGCCCACUUUAUCGUAUAGUUGCAAUCCACAGUCUGUUUGGAGCUACUUGUAAAUUCCCACUUACGUUUACUCCCAGCACCUUUCUGCGGAUGUCCCAACCAAGCCCCACUUGCUCCCAGAGAGAGAAAGCUCCAUGCAGUGGAACUCUGGGCACUCUCCUGCCUGUUUCAUCUUCAGACAGUGAUUCUGGCUGUGCCCUUGAAGAUUAUCUGGGACCAACCUCAGAGAUUGCCCUAGCAGAGGUGUCAUCAGACUUUGGCAAUCACUCAUCAGAUGCAAUCCCCACUAUCAUUCAGAACCAGCUUCGCAUCAAAACUCUCCUCCAGCAGCUGCCCCCACAAGAUUGUGAUGAGCGAUAUUGUUCAUCCAUUGGGGAAGAAGAGAGGGAGCAGCUACGGACAUUUGCUGCACGGCGACGGCAGGAAUCACUGGGGCAAGGUGUCCGAUGCCUGGUACCCCCCACAACUAAUGAGUACUCAUGCAAAAAAUGUGGUAAGAUGAUAUUUAGAGGUCAACAAGUUGUAUUUACGCCUAAACUGGGAGACCAGUUCUGCUGGCAUCCUUCCUGUUUUGUCUGCCACACCUGCCACGAACCCUUGGUAGAUCUAAUCUACUUCCAUCACCAUGAAAAGAUUUACUGUGGUCGGCAUCAUGCAGAAUUCUUCCGUCCACGCUGUGCUUCUUGUGAUCAGCUGAUCUUUACCACAGAGUGCAUGGAAGCAGAAGGCAUGCGUUGGCAUGAAGAACACUUCUGCUGCCUAGAGUGUGACUUACCCCUUGGGGCACGGCGAUAUGUUAUGAAGGGUGGUCAGCCCUGCUGCUGUGCUUGCUUUGAGAGUCUAUAUGCAGACAUCUGUCAAGCCUGUGGAGAGAUCAUUGGGGUCGACAGUGAACAGGCCACCCUCCAGGGUCAACACUGGCAUGCCAAAACCUCCUGUUUCUGCUGCAGCCUGUGCCAAAAAGCACUGGUAGUAGACCAGCCAGUUAUCACUCAGAAUGGCCUCCUCUUCUGCUCUGAAGCUUGUAGCUUGGAGAAGGAAUCCACUUUGUCGUUCAGUGGCUCAGAUUCCUCUGACUCUGCUUUCAUCUCUGCACCAUCCCCUGACUCCACACCUCUCUCCAGAGUUAGAAACAGUAACACUGGCUGCUCCACUGAAGCUGCAGGAACCAGCUGUGAAACCAGCAAGGAAAUUGCAGGUGCAGACGCAAUGGAAAGUCUUUACCCAAGUGGGAAUUCUUCAAUAGGUCCUGAAUGUGGCAGCCAGGAAGAAGCAGAUAUUGUUUUCAGGAGCAGAAUGCUUUCCCCACAACAUGAUGAAUGUGAGUCAUUGAUUGGUUCUCUACAAAAAGCAGUGCAGAUCUCCACAUCUUCUCUAGAAGCAGCUUGGAGCUCAACAAGUCAGAGGGAGGACCACAGCUUGGGAACCACUCUCCUGCAAGCAUCUCAGCAACAAGUUGGAGACCAUCACUUCAGAAGUGGCCUUUCUGUAGCACCCCAUGCAGCAGUGUUAAACAUGGACGUCCCAGAGACCUCACUAAAAGACAGUACUGCUGAGCAGGAAGCAGUAGUAGAACAAGGCGACGCUUGGUGCCCAAAUUGGUCAUCCUCUUCUGAUUCUGAGUCUGAGCCAGAAGGCUUCUUCUUUGGGAAGCCAAUUCCAAAGCCUAGGGCCAGGCACAUUUCUCUGCCCGGUAUGGAGCAGGAAACACUUGGCAAAGGAACACGGUGGGCAACCAGAGCAAGGACAAACAGCAAACACUGUAGUAUAGCCUAACAGGGUAGUGCUCAGACAUCUGAAGAGUAGGUCAGAAGAUAGAGAGCAGUGUAGUGCCAUGAGCAGACACUUUAUGUAGCAAAACAGGGUGGAGAGAAGAGGAGGAAUUAGAAGACCAUCACCCUAUGGGUGCAGAGCAAAAUGCCCAGUAAGUGUAGGCUAACUCAGGAACACGUGGGUACAGGUGACCUGAGAUGCAGGAUUGCUAUGGAUGCAGAGCAGAGGUAGGAAUCUUGUAGCUGUCCAGAUGUUGCUGAACUACAGUUUCAAUCAUUUCUUACCAUUAGAAAUGUCAAUGCUGCUGGGAGUUGCAGUAAAAAACUCUAGAAAGAUA
Sceloporus undulatus (fence lizard) is the source of this 2618-nucleotide messenger RNA. RefSeq names its product prickle planar cell polarity protein 4 (gene PRICKLE4). Gene Ontology annotation, molecular function: zinc ion binding. The record is from RefSeq and is a predicted model, not a curated record. The transcript is spliced from 9 exons. Bases 599 to 2284 code for a protein of 561 amino acids. NCBI's taxonomy places the organism in Eukaryota, Metazoa, Chordata, Lepidosauria, Squamata, Phrynosomatidae.